AUGUCGACAAAUUCAUUCCAUGACUAUAUGGAUUCAAAAUCGAAAAUGAAUACGCGACAGCUGUCAGAUGACGAAGAAUUCACUACGCCUCCUAAGCUGAGCAAUUUUGGGUCAGCUUUACUUUCGCAUACUGAAAAGGCUUCAACAUCAGAGGCACUGUCAACCAAUAAGAAUGAUAAGAUAGCAAAUCCUGUCUUUGAAGAAAUGAAUAGAAGUUCCUCGAGAAGUCAUCCCCCAUCAUCAAUGGGUAAUUUGACAUCCGGUCAUACUAGCACCUCUUCGCAGUCAACCUUAUUUGGACGAUACCUAAGAAAUAGCCAUCAAACAAGCAUGACGACAAUGAACACUAGUGAUAUAGAGAUGAGUGUUGGAAAUAGCCUUGAUAAGAGUUUUGAGAGGAUAAAAAACUUACGACAAAAUAUGAAAGAAGAUAUUACAUCAAAAUAUGCGGAAAGAAGAAGUAAAAGAUUUUUGAUAUCCAAUAGGACGACCAAACUAGGGCCUGCAAAGAGAGCGACCACAUUGAAAAGCGUUUUUGAUGACGAUGUGGCUGACUCUUCUAACCAACUUAUCAGCAUUUCUAGAGAGACAACAGAAUCACCACUUGCAGAUUCUUACCAAGCAGGAUUUAGAGGAACGAGGAAGAAGGAUAUGAAGUACGAGUCAAUAGAUUUCGAGGAUUUAAAUCCUAUUCAGUACAUUAAAAAACACAAUCUGUCAACUAGCGAUCUUCCAAUAAUAUCUCAAAUUUACUUCGAUAGACAAAGGGAAGAGAAUAAACAGGCGGCACUUCGAAAACAUAGUUCUAGAGAGUUACUUUCUAGAAAUAGAUCAUCUUCCACUUCUCUCUCUAGCGGUAACUCAUUGGCAAACAAGGACGCUUCUAUAACAUUCAAUAGCAGUUCUCAACCAAGGCGAAAAGUUUCUACGGGAUCAUUUUCCUCCAAAUCAUCAGUCGAAAUAAGAAAAACUUUCAAAGAAAAUGUCAAUGCUAGUAAUAUCAACAGUCCCAACGGCCCAGUUCAUAAAAUCUAUAAAGAAAUUUCACGAAAUAAAGAUCCAGAUUGCGAAAAAAGGGAAGUACUCCGAAAUAUAAGUAUAAAUGCAAACCAUGCCGACAACAUACUCCAACAAGAGAACAAGAGACUGAAAAGAUCAUUAGAUGAUGCCAUCAUAAAUGAAAAUGAAGAUGUGAAUGUAAAGAACCAAGAGGUAUUUUAUCACCGGCCAGCUCCAAAACCCCCCGUCACCAAAAAAGUUGAAAUUGUCGAGCCUGCUAGAACAGCUACUUCAUCAAGCAAUAGAAACAUGAUCACAGUUAAUGAUUCACAGUACGAAAAAAUAGAGCUUUUGGGCAGAGGCGGAUCUUCUAGGGUUUAUAAGGUGAAAGGAUCAGGCAACAAGGUAUACGCGCUAAAAAGAGUAUCUUUUGACGCAUUUGACGAUUCAAGUAUUGAUGGGUUUAAAGGAGAAAUAGAACUUUUAGAGAAAUUGAAGGACGAAAAGCGUGUAAUCCAACUACUUGAUUACGAGAUGGGGGAUGGUUUACUGUACCUAAUAAUGGAAUGUGGUGACCAUGAUUUAUCGCAAAUUCUUAAUCAAAGAGGUAAUAUGUCCCUUGAUUUUAAUUUUGUUAGAUUUUAUGCAAAGGAAAUGCUUCAAUGCAUCAAAGUAGUUCAUGAUGCUGGCAUUGUUCAUUCCGAUCUAAAACCUGCAAAUUUUGUUUUAGUGAAAGGUAUUUUAAAAAUUAUUGAUUUUGGUAUAGCAAAUGCGGUGCCUGAACAUACAGUGAAUAUAUACCGUGAAACUCAGAUUGGCACUCCAAAUUAUAUGGCGCCGGAGGCAUUAGUUGCUAUGAACUACACACAAAAUAAUGAUAAUCGACAUGAUGGUAACAAAUGGAAAGUGGGAAGACCAUCUGAUAUGUGGUCAUGUGGUUGUAUCGUGUAUCAAAUGAUUUACGGGAAACCCCCAUAUGGUAGUUUCCAAGGUCAAAAUAGGCUUUUGGCUAUCAUGAAUCCCGACGUGAAAAUUCCAUUCCCUGAGCAUACUAGCAAUGAUGAAAAGAUCCCAAAAUCUGCCAUUGAAUUAAUGAAAGCGUGCCUGUACAGAAAUCCAGAUAAAAGAUGGACCGUGGACAAGGUGCUAAAUAGUACUUUUCUCCAACCUUUUAUGAUAUCUGAAUCAAUUAUGGAGGACCUUAUCAGAAAUGCUGUUAGGUAUGGUUCCGAAAAGCCUCAAAUAUCGCAUGAUAAUCUAAAUGAUGUGGUAGAAACUGUUUUAAGGAAAUUUGCGGAUUACAAAAUUUAG
Saccharomyces kudriavzevii IFO 1802 is the source of this 2310-nucleotide messenger RNA. It is a transcript of the gene MPS1, whose product is annotated as serine/threonine/tyrosine protein kinase MPS1. Lineage: Eukaryota; Fungi; Ascomycota; Saccharomycetes; Saccharomycetales; Saccharomycetaceae. Gene Ontology annotation, cellular component: spindle; kinetochore; nucleus. Gene Ontology annotation, biological process: protein localization to kinetochore; mitotic spindle assembly checkpoint signaling; chromosome segregation. Gene Ontology annotation, molecular function: protein serine/threonine/tyrosine kinase activity; protein serine/threonine kinase activity; ATP binding. The coding region runs from base 1 to 2310 and encodes 769 amino acids. The transcript has a single exon. The record is from RefSeq and is a predicted model, not a curated record.